CUUACUUCUGGGACACCUUGUAUAUCCAUAGUUUUAUUGUUGUUCGAAAGAUAUUUACACUCCCUUUAUAUACCCUUAGUAUGGAAACUUCUAGAACUUUCUUGACUGUUCUACGAAGUUACGAAAAAAAAUGACAAAAUUUCUUACCAACCCAAUACUUUCCCUUUUUGUUCUUUUACAAACACAGUAAAUCUCAUGCGUAUGACAUUGAAACUUAUGAACAUGGAUCCCAAUUAAAUACAAACACGUUCGAUAAACACCAUUGGACUUAUGAAAAUCAUUUUAAAAAUGUUCGAAAAAUGAUAUGGAAUUGCAUAAAGAAAGGUGAUGGAUUAUAUAUAAAGAUCACCAAUUAACAUAAUUUUAUUUUGAAAGAAUAAACACGAUAUAUCCUUAACCAAACAUAUGACAUAUUUUGGCAAGUUUUUUUUUGUUGUUUCCAAAACUAAAAGAAUAAAUCACGUGGAAUUCAGUUCGAUCACGACAACACAAUGAUAAAUGCGUUAGAACAAACUAUUGACAACUUUAGAAAAGACGAUUUCAAAAAUUAUUUCAAUAAUUGGUUUAUUCGAAUAUGCAAAUACAUUGAUGCUGAGGGACACUAAUAAUCUGACAAGCCUAAAAGAUAAUAAUAUAAUUUCUAAAAGACCAAGAUGCGCGGAUGAGAUUUAUUGAGUAUUUUACGGUGUGCUUAAAAAAUCCGAUAGCUGACUUCUUUGAAUCUCGUAUUUCUUUUAAUUAAUUAUAAAACAAUAAUAAAUACUCCGAAGAUUUCUUCUUUCAAUAGUGACAUUCGCAAGAAACUACUAAUUGUUGUAUUAUUGAAGAUGCACCAAGUACAAAUCAACAAAUAAUAAUUAAUAUAAACAAUCAACAUUCAAUUGAUCCAACAAUAAGAGACUCGAUUUCAUCAAAACGUCGAACAUCAGGAUUUGAUGGAGAAACUCAACGUGUAUUUGAAAGACAACAAAGACAAAAACGUUUAGCAAAUAUUCGAACAACAUUCACAUUAUAUAUUAUGACUGCAACUUUUAUUCUUAUGUAUUUACCAUCAAUUAUAAUUACAUUAUUUAAUAUAAAAUCAUAUGAAUUUCGUGAACGUAAUCCACUAAUCUAUUCAUUUUCUAAUGUUAAUUUUCGUAAUGAUAUUCAUAGUAUAUAUAAAUAUUACAAACAUGUAUAUUUAACUUGA
Molecule: messenger RNA, 1192 nt
Organism: Rotaria sordida
Lineage: Eukaryota; Metazoa; Rotifera; Eurotatoria; Philodinida; Philodinidae
Source: the annotation of a GenBank genome assembly